AUGAAUCAAGCAACCAACAUUCAACCACAAAAUAAUCGACAUCAAAGGCUUCCAAAUAUUGGUGGAUCCCAAAGAACUCAAAGGACUCAACGAGGGAAUCCAUUUGGCGGAUUACGGAGUUCAGACACCCCAAUACAAAACGCUGAAUUCCAAACUGUGUUGUUUUGGGGAUUUUCCUUCACAUAG
This is a messenger RNA of Dentiscutata erythropus, 186 nucleotides long. The record is from the annotation of a GenBank genome assembly. NCBI's taxonomy places the organism in Eukaryota, Fungi, Glomeromycota, Glomeromycetes, Diversisporales, Gigasporaceae.